CGGUGAGGGGAUUAUACCAGCCGGCCACCUGAGCGAGUCGCGCACAGCGUGGCGACAGCGCAAUGCGUUCGCGCGCGCUGCUCGUCGCCAGUGCCAAACGGAUGAGGAUGUGCAGUGCUUAAAAACCGCGUGGGACGCAGACUCCGCUUUGCCGUUCUGCAACACGUGUGUUGUUUGUGCGGAUUGUGCAUCGUGUGCCGCUCGGAAGUGCUCGUGCGAUGGAGCAUCGUCUCAAAAUUUUUCUGUUUGUUUCUUCUUUUUGAAAGCCGGAGUGCGCAAGAAGUGAAUGCGUCGUCGUGGUGAGCUCGGCGUGGCAACCUCCUUGAGCUGAUUCGUGUCCUUGUUUAACGUAAGAAAACGCCACAUAGCUCAAUGUCCGGUGCUGCUGCAGCCGCUGCUAACUAACCUCGUACUCACACUAAACGAGAGGACUCAUCGAAUGCAAAACAAGUUAUUAGUUUCGUGCGAGAAGUGGUCCGACGGAUAUGUUGAAGCAACACUUCUCGCCAAAGCGUUUCGUUUGCUCGUGACUCGGCUCACAAAACUGUCGCGAUAACCGCAGGGAGGUCGCUUGCUUCUUGUUCUCGCAUCUCGAGUGUAACCAGUGGGUUCGAAAAGCGCCCGUUGUCCCGGAAAAGGGAAACCGGAAGUAGAGCUCCGUUACAGGCCUUGCGAAGCGUCUACAGUGUAGUCGCCUCCACCCACGAAGUAAGGAAAAAAGAAAAAAAAGAAAAGGAAGAGCGCCCGGAAGACGACUGCACUGCCCACGUCUCGGUGACUCAGCGAGUGCUGCAGUGUGGCGUCGUCGUAGCACUGCGAUGAGACGCGGGCAUUCGGCUCUUCCUCGUGCGCUGAAGUGACAUGCCUGUCUCGGGUGUCGAUGGACGGCUCUAGGUUCAGGCUGUUCGAGCCUGGGCCAUGCCGCCGCCAACAACGUAGGUCAGGGACAUGGUCCGAAGAAUCGCUGGAGCCCACGGCACUCAGUGGACUCGUCACGCCAAGAUCACGUUCAUCCUCUUGGCGCUUCUCGAUAACGCACGGCUUAGCGCAGCAUUGGCCCCAGCGCUCAUCUGCCAGCGGAUUCGCGGUCUAACGGCGGCGCAGCGCCGUUUCUGCGCCACGCGCCCUGACGUCAUGGUAGCCGUCGGAGAGGGCGCCCUGCUCGGACUGGCCGAGUGCCGUCGCCAGUUCCGUCACCGGCGCUGGAACUGCUCCGACACAGGCGCCUACGAGUCCGGCUUCGGACAGCUCUUCACUGUCGGAAGCAGGGAAGCGGCAUUCGUGUACGCCAUAAGCUCGGCCGCAGUAACGUACGCGGUGACCAGGGCAUGCACCCGGGGCCAGCUGUCGCGCUGCGGCUGCGACCGCACACCGCACCAAGAGCCCCAGCUGCGCACCCACUACGCGCACCGGCUCAUCAGCCCCGCCGUGGAGGCACCGCCUGCAGAGCCGGUCACCUUUGCUCGCGGAGCCCAGUUCGUGCGAGACUCGUGGUCGACGCCUCAGUCCGGAGCCGACGGUACCGGACGUGCCAGCCUGACCGCCGACGAGCUGCUGUCGCUGUCCACGCUAUCGGCCGGAGACCCGAGUUGGAAGUGGGGUGGGUGCAGCGCGCACGUCAAGCGCGGCAUGCGCCUGGCGCGCAGGUUCCUCGACUCGCGAGAGGUGGAGACCGACGAACGGGCCCUGAUGAACCUGCACAAUAACCGUGCCGGAAGAAAGGCCGUCAAGUUCACCUUGCUGACGGAGUGCAAGUGUCACGGCGUCUCCGGCUCCUGCUCGCUGAAGACCUGCUGGAAGCGGCUACCCCCGUUCAGCCACGUCGGUGACUACUUGGUCGAGCGAUACCGGCGCGCCAAGCGGGCGCUUCCUUACUACGGCCGCUCCAGGGCUGCACUGGACCCGAACCGGCGCAGACCGGUGCACCUGAAGCUGCACGAGAAGCACUUGCGACCGCCAGCGGCGACGGCGACACCGCCGGGUAGCAAGAAGAAGAAGAAGAUGAAGAAAGCGUCCUCUUCCAAGAGACGGGCUUCUUCGUCAUCGUCGACGAGCGUCUUCUUCGCGGACGAGCCGCCGGACUCGUACGAACUGCCCUGGGCCGACGUCGUGGUCCGGCCCAAACCGCGCGACCUGGUGUUCCUGGAGGACUCGCCCAACUAUUGCGUGCGCGACUUGGAGCGGGGCUCGGCCGGCACCGUGGGCCGCGUGUGCAACCGAACCUCGACGGGCCCCGACAGCUGCCGCUUCCUGUGCUGCGGUCGCGGCUACGAGACGCACUAUCGAACCAGGACUCAGCAGUGCCACUGCAAGUUCCACUGGUGCUGCUUCGUGCGGUGUCAGACGUGCGCGGAGAACGUGCGCGAGAACGUCUGCAAGUGACGAAUGUCGGUGCCGUUGUUUCGUGAACGAUUGAAACUAAGCUCGUGGCGCCGGUGCCGGCUGUACAUCGAGCUGAUGGAGGAGGAGCUUCUUUUACCUGCACUGCCUGAUGCAAGCACGUAGUAGCACAUGCAGGCCAGUCCGCAUAGUGUGCUGCCAGCGUAGUGUACGACUUUGCUAACUUGUCGGCAGGACACGUGACUACAGCGAGAAAUGCGACAUGCCAUCGACUGAAACUAGAGGGUUGUGUACAGUGAAGGCCUGAUUUCGGGGACGUGAAGUCGCACUUGCGUUGGGCCCGGGUUUUGCCUGUGCUUUCGUGGAAUUGUGGACGCUGAGCUUGAUGUACGCGCCUUAUGUAUGAUCAGAAUUGUUUUUUGCCUAAGGUAUCACUCGCUUAACUUGGCUGUACGUAGCUGCGUUCAGAUGGAGGAUCUCUACUUGAAAACAUUCCGAUGUCACCUCGUCCCGGUUUCUGGCGUACAACACUCGAUCUGCGUGAAUGUUGGCGAUGCGGCUACUGGGUUUUCAGUUCCGUCCAGGGACAAUGAUAAGCCAUCUGUGCGCGAGAUUAUCGUAGAUAUUUUAGGAACUUAGUAGUCUACAUUUCCCAUUGUAUAGAGCUGUUUGGAGUGGCGACUCUGCACGGUGUCACGUAUACAGGGGCAACACAUAUAGGUAGUUGUCACAUAUAUUAUUGACAGCUCCAAUAUGUUAGGCAUUUACUUUGUUUUCUUGCUACACGUUGCAGUAAAGACGCAUCACCCGAGAACCUGUUCUGUCGCUGCUGCUGACGCUUUCACCGCUAGAACGGCGCUGCGAACUCACUCCAGCUAUGUCUGUACGAGUAUGAUUGCUGCUCUGGUAUAGACCAUUGCAGUCUGUGGACGCUUUCUGCUCAGACAGUGACGUGGUUUACUUACUGGGACAUCGCCGACGUCCGUAGCCGUCAUUCUAUAACAGAAAAACCAAUUUAGAUGUGAUAUUUGUUGUGUUCACUUUGUCUGCCGCAAGUGGCAAUGGCUGAGAGACGAGGAGGCAAUUUUCGAAGCGCUUUUGCACCACUCAACGACGGCCUCCCCAAUUGAACUAAGGGACUAAGUAAACGUUUCCUAAUUGACUCCUCUUUGCGCUGUUUGCAUUUUAGUCGUGCGUGACUGGCGCGGUGUCAGCGGCGGGCGCAGCGUCGGGUUCUGCAAGGACAUUUUGGCAUUUUACGCGCUAGAAAUUAGGGUCACGAAAUGCGCUGUGGCCAUGUGACGACCAUGAUCAUCUGGAGCGCCGUUCUUAUGCUUCGAAAGUUGGAAAAUGCCUUUCGUAACAGCAUAACGCAGACGUUAUGUCUUCACGCCUACGCGUGCGAUAACAAAAGUAAGCGCUACGGCUUUACUGUUCCUUCUAAAAAUCAUUUUCUUUUUUGCAGAAUGAUCCAUAAAACUAAAAGUUUACAACUCUACAGAGUACAAUAAGAAUUAUACAUUUAAUAUAUUCAAGAUACUUAUUCUUAUUGUUCAUUAGAAUCUAACUUAGCCAAGUGUACAAAGAUACUGCUGUUUGAAGCUAUGUAUGGUCAUCAUGUGACCACCACGGUUAAAUAAACAUGUUUUCCGGCCUCUUGUUGGUGAGAUUUGACAAUCGGCAGAUAGUAAUUGAAAGAAUUAUCGUCAGCCCCAGGUCCUGAAGCAGGAGGGGGCAUAAAAUAUGCUUUAUAUUUUGUUCUAAACGCAGGCCGGUGGAGAUUGUCGUCAACGUCGCUUUAUUCUCCAACGUAUAUCGGCACCAGUGCAGGUAACAAAACAACUAUAGGAGUAAAUGAAAUCUAGUGAUAGCAAAGCCGA
Dermacentor silvarum is the source of this 4220-nucleotide messenger RNA. Its product is annotated as protein Wnt-7b. The record is from RefSeq and is a predicted model, not a curated record. Gene Ontology annotation, cellular component: extracellular region. The coding region runs from base 949 to 2382 and encodes 477 amino acids. Gene Ontology annotation, molecular function: frizzled binding; cytokine activity. Gene Ontology annotation, biological process: cell fate commitment; canonical Wnt signaling pathway; neuron differentiation. Lineage: Eukaryota; Metazoa; Arthropoda; Arachnida; Ixodida; Ixodidae. The transcript has 5 exons.